UUCGAGAAUGACACCUUUACUCAAAUGAUUUACUUUGAAGUACAAUUUCCUGAUGCUUAAACCGUGACACAUGGAACAUUUGAGCAAACGAUGACACGGAAAAACAACCCAAUGAAAUGUUUUUUAGGUUUCGACGUUUUGAGUGUGAAGUGAAUGUGUGCCAUUCGGUUUGGGGAAUAAUGGUGCUAGCUGUUUCACCAGCUGCGGGAGCGUAACACAGCUAAACUGAAAGAGGAAGUGAGCAUGGUCUUCCUGUAUGGUUCAAUCACCCGAAACCACCAGGAGACCAUUGUCCAGAACCCAAUGAACGGCCCUCGGAUCCACUGGAUCUGGGUCCUUUCCCAGUAUGGAGUAGGAGGGGGUGACUCCGACCUGAUUAAACAGUGUAAUGAGUCAAACCAAAUCACCCAGAGUAGUGUUGACACAGUGUGAAGUUUGCCCAGUUUUUCCUCUUUUUUUUCUUCUGGUCUUUUUGUGGCGGGGGACCGAGAGAGGCUGUGCUCGCCGUGGCACGGAGAGCGGCCAUUCAUUCUGCCACCGCACUCGUCUCGACAUCCCGUAGCACGGGCAAGGACUGACGGUGUGACUGUGGAACGGUUCCAUCGCAAACAUCACAUGGCCGUCACAUCACCGGUGGCCACGGGGCGAUGUGUCACCAGUGGGAUGUCAUCACUCGCCCCCUGCCGGCUGCGAGCUGUUGAUCCUGCACACGCCCGAGGCCCAGGAGUGGGCCGAGUACUUGGACGCCAUCCUCAGGUCCAUGGCGGCGUUCCGCGACGGCGCCAUCCGGUCCUACGCCGUCUCGCCGGGGGACCGUCCCGCCGGCUACGACCUGGAGCGCUUCCACCGGAGCCAGUGCGUGGUGCUGCUGCUGACCGCCGCCCUGCUGGACCUGCUGGGGGACGAGGACCUGCUCUGGGCCCUGGAGCGCCUCCUGCAGCCCCCCCGCCGCGUGGUGGUGCUGCUGUGCGGCGUGGCCGAGGAGCUGGUGCCCGAGGGGAGCUUCCUCCACUGGGAGGACUGGAGCAAGCUGCACAGCGACGACGAGCCCGCCGUCUACAUCCAGACCGUCCUGGCGGCCAUGGAGGACGACCAACAAGAAGAGGUCUACGGUGAGAGGGAGGCAACAACAGAAGCAUCCGACGAGGUGUGCGCUCAGACCGCCAGCGAGGUCGCAGAGGAGACUGAAGCUGAGGAGUAUCUGUCAGCAGAAGAAGGAGAACCAGUACCAGAACCAGAACCAGAACCAGAACCUGAAGAAGAACCAGAACCAGACCUCAUAGUGGACCCGAGCCCCGGGGAUUCUGCGCAGCCGGAUGAGAGCUCGGUCGUGUGCUCCACGUGCCUCACCGUCCAGCCAAACAGGAUUCCUUGUGGGGAGCGGACAACUCUGUACAUCAUUCUACUGCAUAAAUUGGACAUUGAAACGAAGAUCGAGGUGGUGUUCUCUUCUGAGCAUGGAUCUCCACAGCAUGUUGCAGCGACCAUAGUGAAUGAAUACACAUUAAGUGUUAUAGCACCUGAUAUGCCUCCUGGAGAAGUAUCGCUUUCUUUGCUCGCGAACCAUUCUUCUGUCAGUUUGACGACUGUAACAUACUACACCUACAUGGACGCGGUCAGUCGUCACCUGAAUAAUGCGACUUCUCCAAUUGAGUUCAUCUGCCAGGCAUUCAACAUUACGUGCAAUAAAACCGAAUCAGUGGACAACAUGCUCACUGACAUGUUAAAAUCCAGAAUGCCAUUGGGUGGACUUCAGCUCUUUGGAAUCGAACAGGUGGAAACAGACAAUAUGUCAACAUACCAGCGGAACGAAGACCUUCCCACACUUCUCCAUUUUGCCGCCAAGUACGGCCUGAGGAAGCUGACCACGACUCUCCUUCAUUGUCCCGGAGCGCUGCAGGCCAUCAGUGUCAUGAACAGGCAUGGGGAAUAUCCCAACAAGCUAGCGGAUCGCAGCGGCUUCACCGAUCUCCGGCGGUUCAUGGACGAGUUUGUGCAGACAGCAGACACGGUCAGUUCUGACCCACAGGACGACGACAGCAGUGGAGUAUAUAUGCUGAUGGCUCCCGGCUCAGAAGACAUCCUCACGUGCUCGGAGCAUACGGGGGAGAUCUAUGAGUCCAUGCUGGACAUUAACCCGGAAUGUGCUGAAGACUUGUACGAAGUGAUGACCAAAGAGGACCAGAACCCGGAGGAGGCCAUGCUCAGGACCUUCUUCCUAGCAAAACAAGGGGCGGGCCAAAGGCGAGAGGAGUGGGAACACUGUGAGACCGAGGACACGAAGGACAUCCGGCAGAACGACGCACCCCAACACAAGCAGGAGGAGAGGGAGGAGAAGGAGGAGGAGGAGGAGGAUCUGGAGCAGGAGCAAUACAAUUUAGAGGAUGGCCCCCUAUACAACACCUUUCAAGAGGAUAUCUACCAUAUGGUCGACGACACCGCGACCUAUCACAUCAGAGCAAUCAAUCGACCGCCAGCCCCCAUGCCCCGACCUGAAAGCUCAGUGUCACUGGACAACAAGCCUUACAUCACCAGAGUGUUCUCUGAUCACCAAAUCACUCCCCCAACGAGACCAACGAGGAGAGAGAGACCUGCAGCUGAGCCAGGGACGCAUGCUCCGUGCUCCUCUGCUACUUUUGAUGCGUACAGUGGAAUGAAGACCCCGGGCCAGAGGCAGCUCAUCGCCCUGCAGGAGAGGGUCAAGCUGGAGCUCAUCAGCGUCAACGAGGCGGUCCAGGAGUUCAAGGCAUGGCAGAGAGAGCACGAGCGCUCCAACUCCCUGCGGUGCCAGCAGGAAAAUUUAGAUAAGCUACGUAGGAGCAUCAACAGACGACACAAGGAGAGGAAAAAGACGGGCAAAAGGAAUGUUGAUCUCGAAAUAACAGCCCCGAUCCAGAGCCGUACCGACCCUGAGAUCACCGCUGAAUAUUCUUUGUAUGAUUAUUCCCCCCGGAUGACUGCCCCGCCCCCCCCCGUGUCUCAUUCAAUUCAGAGAGGCAACUGGAAGACCGGGAGCACCUCCAGCACUUCGAGCACGGAGAGUAACAGACUCAGCACGCAUAGCAUCUUGAGCACCAGCAGCGGGACGGAACCAGACUUUGAGGACACCAUGGACAUCCUGCCGCCGCCGCCCCGCCCCCCACGGCCGCACCAUGUGGUCACACGCGUCCCCUCGAGGAGCCCUCCACCCCCGCCUCACCUCCCUCCCCCGGUCCCACAGAGGAAUCAGGAGCCCGUGAUACAUGAGCGCUACAUAUCCUGUCCAACGCGCGCCGUUCCCCGGCGGCCAUCCGCUCCGCCUUUACCUCGCCGCCAGCGGUGAUUCCAGUUCUCCUGUGUUAUCGUCUGUGUUCUUUUUAAUUGUGGUGCUGACUACAGUUUUUUUUUCUGCCGAUAUGCUUCGGUUUAUACGGCGCUCAUGGCGUUGACUGUCAGAGAGAUGAGUUCAUUUUUUUGUACAUUUUAUCCAAUGGUGUGAUCGUGGUGGUUCUUGAUGGUUUGCUUUGAUCGAUAAGUUGUUGAGGGUUGGAAAAACUGUGAUUUUGCACUUUGACGCGAGUGCUUUGGGAUAAAGUACAUGAAUGUUGGACAGUGAGCAGUAAGUGCCACAAAAAACGCAAUACUGCUGCAACAAUAUACUGUGUUGAAUUUAAAAGAUUUAAACGUUCGUAAAUGUUUAAACUUGUUGUAGAUGUAGGGUUUUUGAUGAAAGUCAGUUAUGAAACAUGGAUAAUGUCAUGACAAAGCCGAUUCUAGAGAACAGACAAUUAGCAGAACUGUGGUAGUGACGUAAGUGUCUAGUGCUUACUAUUUCCCCAUUACACUUUUUAUGCCAUUCAUUUUUAGGAAGAGGCGAGUGCAGUCGUCUUGCACAAGGAAUGAUCUGAAUGUACUAUGUGGCCAACCGAAUGAAUGUUUAUUGAUAAAUAUCAUUUGGGUUACGUAAUGCAUAGUUCGUAAUAACUGCUUCCU
This is a messenger RNA of Gadus macrocephalus (Pacific cod), 3972 nucleotides long. RefSeq names its product phosphoinositide-3-kinase adaptor protein 1 (gene pik3ap1). The coding region runs from base 761 to 3322 and encodes 853 amino acids. The transcript is spliced from 17 exons. Gene Ontology annotation, molecular function: signaling receptor binding; phosphatidylinositol 3-kinase regulatory subunit binding. The record is from RefSeq and is a predicted model, not a curated record. NCBI's taxonomy places the organism in Eukaryota, Metazoa, Chordata, Actinopteri, Gadiformes, Gadidae. Gene Ontology annotation, cellular component: cytosol.